GCAGACGACAGCGGAUCCCAGUGACGUGAAAAUCGGCAAAAUUCCUGGAGGAUGCGGUGCUGUUGGGCGUUAGGUAAAUAUGUUCAAUGGCAUUCCUCCUCCCCCAGGUCGAGUCAGGCGAGCAUCCACCAGCCCAAUUAGAGGCGGAAACAGACUGGCGGGGUUGUUAGUAAGCCAAACAUUAAAAUUCAACCACAUUGAUUGCAAAGUUUGGUGCUGGAAUUCGGAAGGCAGGGAAAUGCUUCAAAACAAAUCUCAGGAGGAGGAAUAAGUAGAUAUUGUGCCUUGUGUUUAGUGCAAGAGAGCUUCCCGGCUUAUCAUUGGCGUGCGUCCGGCUGCCCAACACGUGGUUAAUGAAGGGUUAACUUGUAUAUAACUCAUACAUCAAUUAUUUCAUGUAUGUUGUAAUUUUAUAUAAGUUUUUUGCUUGAUUUCAUGAGUGGUAGUGUAAUGUUUGUAUAGAGUGUGUGUGUGUGUGUGUGUGUGACUUCUGCGUGUAUGAAUUUGGUCCUGUACGUGUGUGUGUGUGUGUGUGUGUGUGUGUGUUAUAAUGGAACUUAGGUGAGGUCAUGUCAGUGCAGCCAAGGUCAUGUCAUUUGCUUCCUCAGUUUGACACCAAUGAUGCGGCUAUGUUUAAUGGUAGGGUGUGUGUGUGUGUGUGUGUGUGUGUGUGUGUAAGGAGGUCAUGUCAAUCAAGCCAGGGAGGUCAUGUCAGGCACUAGAAGGGAUAUGGGCCAGUGAUGGCAGGAUGUGUGUGUGUGUGUGUGUGUGUGUGUGUGAUGUGAGGUCAUGUCAGAUUGCCAGUCAAGCUAGCCAAGGUCACGUCAGGCCAUGCCUUUCUCUGUUUGACCUCAGCCACUAGAGAUGGUAGGAUUCAGUGUGAGUGAUGGGAGUGUGUUAGUGUGUGUGUGUGUGUGUGAUUUUCUUCUUUCUUGUAAGAGGUAGAGUGAGUCAGUAUGAGUGAUAUUUAGUGAUAUAGUGUGUGUGUGUGUGUGUGUGUGUGUGUGUGUGUGUGUGUGUGUGUGUGUGUGUGUGUGUGUGUGUGACUUUCUUACCCUUGCUCUAAUCACUCUCUAAUCAGCCUUUAUUAGUGACUGUGAUCUGUGUGUGAGGCUUCAAGUGUGUGUGUGUGUGUGUGUGUGUGUGUGUGUGUGUGUGUGAUUGUCUUAUCCUUGCACUAAUCACUCCCUCAGCAGCCUUCAUGAGUGCUGUAUACCUGCAAGUGUCACUCUUUACUUCCAGGGGUACAGAGGCCACCACAGUAGGUAUGAACAGCGUGUCUAUACUCAGGCAACACGAAUCUUUGCACAAACUAAUCUAUUUAUCGGUGGUGGUCGUGCUGCUGCUGACCCUGGUGCCCUGGCCCGGCCCGCUGGAGCCUCGACCGGCAUGUGCGAGAGACAAGGCAGCACUGGUCAGGAAGCUGGUUAACAAGAGGUGGCUGCCAGUGCUGGACAAGUAUGGAGUGACGCUGCCCCUAGAGUGCCCCCUGCAUGCCGCCCGGGACGUGUUCGCCCAGCAGGAGGCCGCUAAGGUGCACGUGCCACCCCAGUGGACAUGUGGCCUGUGUGGCAAGGCCUUCUACCACGAGGCUCACCUGGACCGCCACCUGGACAACCGGCACGAGGACUACCUCAACAAUGGCGAGGACGUGGUGUGCCUGGCAGACUUCUGUGACGUGAUGCGCUGUGAGGUGCUGCUGGAGAGGAUGCGGGACUUUGAUGACACCCCUCCCUCCGCCACUGCCCUGGACCUCUGGCAUCAACCCCUCCUGCUGUCCUCCCCCUCCAUGCACCAGUCCCAGGCACACCCAGACUGGCAGUGGAGUGUUGUUCCAGACCAAGCCGUGGAGCGCGCCCUGCCCCGCAGCCUCAUCCGCUCCUCACACUCGUCACAGCCAUGGUACCAGUGGACCCGACAGUCCCGCCUCCGCCACCACGACCCCCCUCGCCCGCCCCCCGCCAGCCCCCCACAGCCCAUCCUCGCCCCAGACCUCUCUGGGGAACAUGAGGGGGAGGAGCGGAGGGAGGUGGUGGAGCAGGGGGAGCACGGCAGCUGUGAGGGCGAUGAGGGUGACUGCCACACCACAUCAGAGGAUACCAACAACACUGACUGUUUGGCGCCUGUGCCUCGCCCACCAGACGAAAGUGGCCAUGUGACGGGCGGCCCGCGGGAGCUGCCUCUCCACCCCCUGCACUCCUGGCGGGACACCUGCAACGAGGAGCACCUGGCCGAGCUGAGAGUCAAGUGUCAGCAAUUAAUUCAGCAGUGCAUUGGAGGUCUGCUGCUUAACCUCACACUGGAGCAGUUCAAGGAAGUAGAAGGGGCGUUGAGCCGGGCGGUGUGUUGGUACCUGACGUGUGACCGCUAUUGGGAGGCGGGCACCAUGGAGCCGCCAGAGUUUCCAUGGGGCCUGGUCACUGGCUUGGUGCUGCUGCUCACACUGGGCAUCUCCCUCGCCUACUACAUUGUGUGGGUGCUGUGCGAAAGCCAAGACUCUUACAGUACUUCCAAGGCUGAACAUGGCUUUGAAAAGAGGUCCCAGGACGGGGGAGGCAGCACACCAGGCAGCGUGCACGAGGCAGGGGACAUCCCACCACUCAGGUCCACCAAGCUCAGACACUCGGCUGCCACAGAGUCCGAGAGUGAGUGUCGAGACUCUGGCUUCAAUGAGGGGCCGCCGUACCCCGACGCGGGCGACACCCACGUCUACACCGACUACGACGGACAGUCUUACCGCUCAAGGCACUACUCAGAGGACUCCAGACUCUCAUACGCACCAGAAGACUAUCCUCAUGGACACAAGUACUACAUCUCCGAGGAAAGGAUGUUCAACUACGCCACCACCUUCAUGCCCAACUACGAGCAACGACGACUAAGACGAAAUCGCUACAACUAUUUAGACGACUAUGAUAAUUAUCAAGAUUUUCCAGAAUCUGAUAAGUAUUAUGACACUUCUAGUUUAAGCCGAGAACACAGCGAUAGCUUCAUCUACGUCUCAUAUCCUCCCGAUGUGAAGAAAAGAUUCAAUGAGAAUAGGUGAUGAAAGAAUUCUAAAUUGUAUCUUUUCUUAUACCUAAAGUGGCAUUUCUUUACAAAAGAAAUUCCAAAGGAACAGAAAUCUUUCCCCAUGUGAGGGAAGUAUUGCAUCUCCUCUCAAGUAGAAACAGUCAUAUUUUGAGCAAGUGGGAUAUCUGAGGGGCAGUCUUAUCCUAACAUAAAUCAUUCAUUUCCCAGAAUUUUAAAGAAAGUGUUUCAAAAUUAUACUGAAGCAUAUUUAUGAUUUGUGUAACAAGUCAUUUCAGACUGUUGUAUGAUUGUGUCAGUGGUGCCAGUGGCUCAAGUUACAUUACCAUGAUUACACCUUCAGUUACUUCCAUUACACCAAUGGAAUAGUGCAGAAUUAUUUAAACCUUAGGCACGUUAUUUAUGGAACAUAACCUACAAUACCUACUCAUCUGAUGUACAGAGUGUGUGAGUGUUGCUAUGGACCAAGAUUAAUUAGUAUUUGAAGAGGAACUAGAAGUUUUAAUGGUUUAUAUGAAGACCCUGAGUUAGCCUGUGUAUAAAGGGAAGGCACAAGUUGGAAGUGCAGAAAAAUCUUGUUUACUUGAAUGACGCAUCAACAGAGCUUCAAAAACAGAAACAGUACAGUAAUGCUGUACUCUUAGUAAGGCAGGAAAAUAUGUAGUGUAUUCCUUGCCUUAGUAUACCUAUGCACAUUGUAAUGAGAUAUAAACACAUUUCAUGAAUGAAAUAGCUCAUCAUGAAGCCUUUAAAUUUUUAAAGAAUUUUUAAGAGGAAAUGGUUAUGUCACCAAAGAAAGGUGUAAGUUUUGUUUUACCUGCAACUGUACUAGAAAAGCUUAAUAUAAGGUUUCUGGAGAGUACCAGAAGCAUCAUUUAAGCAAGAUUCUUCUGUGCUUAUCUGUCCCCAGCUGUUCAUUAUAUGUAGACUAUAUGUUAUGCUCUUCAGUCCUUGUACAGACUGUGAGCUUAUUUGUAAUUGACUAAGUAGAGAGAUGGGAACUUUGGGUGUACCUCUGAAAAUAUUGAGACAUCAUACAAAGAUUGAGAUGCAUUCAGAGAACAAUCAGCCCGCCAGCUGUCGGCAGCCACACAGUCUGUUAAUCUGACACACUGGUGAGGACACCCACAACUGAGGUGCUGCCUGUCACACGGCAAGCACCAGACCAGCGCCUCAGCAGCAGCACUGUAAGGCUGUGUGCUAGCGGUGCAUUUUGAAUAUAGACACAGGUUCAUGUGUUGAGGAACACCCUGGCAGAGCACAAUGCAAGGUAGCUUGGUGCCGCCAGUGUCUCCUGGUGCAAUGUGCAUGGUGCCACUGUCACUGGACUGAGCAGAGUGGUGGGUACAUUUGGCUCUGCUUUGUUGCUAUACUGUACGUGGUAUAUGUUACGUUCAUAACUUGUGAGUCUACUUAGAGAAAACUUAUUUUUGUAUCUAGUGGUACUCUAUCACAAAGCGUUUUAGCCGAGUACAAAUACAAAGAAGAGACUCGUUUGUGAUAACUGUUAUGAAGGAAAGUAGAGUGUGGUGUUAGACGUGCAUUUCCACUUGAGGUUAUCUGGAUAAAGCUGUAGUUAUCUGGAGACUCCAAUACUUGAAGGAAAUGAGCAUAGUCGGUAGAACACUCAGCAUUUGUUACAUUGUGACACAGACAAGGAAGGGUGACUAUUUGAGGCAUACGCAGCUGAGCAGUGGUAGCAAGUUCUGUAUUUUCUGACUCCACUUAGCCUUGAUAGAUAGAUUCCAAUUAUCGAUACAGAGGCACUCAAACACUCCCCAAAAUUUUGAUCCAAGGUUUUCAAGGGGAAUUAUUACCUACAUGCCAUUAUAUCCUACCAAUAACAUUUCCAGUUCCACGGCUCCAUUUUAAAACUCCACGCAGCAAUAUCGUUUGCUGUUUUUUGCCUCUUAAAUAAAUGCCAUAUUAUGUUUCUUCCAUAACUCUAAGGCUUUUUUAAUAACUUUCCACUGGGACUUGCAUGAUGAUUGACACCUUCUGGAGGAACUGGUGUCAGUAGAGAAAUUUCCAUCAUCUUCAUACAUUAGACUAUAAAAGAAAAUAUGUAUAGAUAAAAAAAAUUCACAGAUGUCCACAAUUCAGCGAAAAAAUAGAGUUUUCAGGUUCCAUAGUAGUGUUAUGUAGUGAUUUCACACCAAAUCUGAAGCAUUACUACAAACUCCUCACAGCUCUCCUCAGCAACUCACCAAAGCAGGGGUUCUCAUUUAUUUCUCUGUGGUCCGUCCUUCCUUUAGAUCUGCCACUGCUAUAAACUGUCUAUAAUCAAGCAUGAUUAGCAAAGCAACACUAGUUAUCUGCUGUAAAAGGAAGCUUCUGGGUAACUGCUUACAACCAUUAGCAAAACAGUAAAGCAGGUUGUGUUAGUCAUGUUCUUAUGGCUGGAUAGGAUUGACCAGUUUGUUAUAAAUAUACUGGUCACUUGUCACAUAUUUGCUAAUAAACUAGACUUUUGAGUAAUGCCUUUGUCUUGAUGUGCAUUACAUUAUCUCAAGGAGUAUCUGGGCCUGGUGGUGGUGGUGGUGCUGGUGCAGGACAUGCUGUUUCCUGGCUGCUCUAUACACAUUGCCACACAAGGGCAAGCCGCUGUGAAGGAAUCGUGUAGUUAGGUGAUGUAUGUACGGGAUUCUAUUCCACUCCCAUUGUUGGAAUGGUGCCACAAGGAGUGUUCAUGAUGAAGUAGCAUAUUUAGUAUGAUUACUAAAAAUACUUUUCCUAAACAAUAAAAAAAAUGUCACUUACAGACAAACAGGGUUGUGGCCAAGACACGGGGAACAGUGUCAAAAUUUUUUAAAAUAUUCUUUCCGUAUCAAGAGUAGUGUAGCGCUAUACAUGGCCGGGAGAGGAGAGCAGACCCCCAUACAUGGAGGUAAUGUAAUGCACAGCACUUCAGUAAGUUUCAGCAAUAAAUAGAUAGCACUGUAGUGUAGCUGCAUGCAGGCUGUGAAGCAACAAGAGUGACGAUGUCUGAAGGUCUCAUUUUUUUUGCUGACCAUAACACACAACUUGACUCCCCAGCUGUGGAUGUGAGAGUGAGAGUGUCACCUCAGGGGCUAAUUUUCCUAAACUAAAUUAACAGGGAUACAAACCACAAAAUUCCUCAAUCAUAAGUUGUAAACCUCAAAAUUUUAAUGAAUGAUGGACAUUGGUACAUAUGAGAGGCUUGUAUCUGAGUAAUUAUGGUGUUAAUGCCAAUAGAUUUUUCACUGAGUUUGUGAUUCUACAUAUGUAGGUUACUAUAUAGAUAUAUCUGACUUUUGCAAUGUUUUCCUAUUGUAUAGAGAAUAGCAGAGAAGUAUGUUGUAUGUUGCACAUCCACUUUUGUUUUGGAAAUGAAUAGAUGUAGGCUUGACCUCCAUAAUAGAAUAGGCUUAUGUAUUAAUUUUUUGCACCAAUUAGUGGACAAGGAGUCGUCUGAGGGUAAAUGUUUUGGAUGAUUAACACCUGAAUCAAGUCACGGCCAGCUUCUGCCUUCUUAACAAUACUACUGAAUAAAGUGAACACAUAGACACAUGUGGUGAUAAUACUACUUGUUAUUCAGGUUAAUUUGCUGCCAAACACAGUAGUGCUUGCUGAACAAUGCAGCCACCUGUCAGCACCAGGCAAGGCACCUCUCGGGAGUGCCUCACUUCUCAAGUGCUACGUGCAAGCACCUCAGUUCAGGUGUUUGGGUUCUUUGAGGGAUCAAGGUAAUGGCACAAUGUACGUAGGUUGUGAUGCAAGAACUGUACAGUAAACCCUUGUUUCCUUUCUUGAAAUUUUGUCAACUGAUGAAAUAUGAAUUCUUGAAAGAUUACAUAAUAUAUACUUAGUAUCAAGAAGCAGAUGGAUAUAUUUCAUAUGUAUAUGGUAUGUAGAUAUUUUAUUGGCAAGGCCUGUGAUGCCACAAGGCAGAAAUCCAACUUGUGAGAAAGCAAGUGGAACUGAAUAUGAUAUAAAUAAAAAUACUGAGAUGAAUAUGUGAAGUAACAGUGUGAUGUGAUGAGAAAUUAGGAGACACGAAAUGGUUAUGGAAACAACACAGAAAGAUCAUGAAAGAAGACUUAAGUGGCACGGGGCACUGGGCAUGUUGGGACAAGUUAUGGGAUGUGUUUAGAAGAACAGUGAUAAAGUUUCUGGAAAGGGAUGGACUGUGUGGAUGUACAAGAGAUGAAAGAGAAGAACAGGCAUUGAUGGAAAUCAACAGUUGGGGAACACGGUGAAGGUUUGUGAAGAAGAGUGGCUAUAACUUGGUGGGAAAAGUUGCACAGUAGGAAUCAGACAUGUAUCCCUGAGAUGGAGUGCGGCCUUACUUACAGUGGGGACACCAAUGGCUAUAUCACUUUUUUUCCAAAAAGAUUUUAAAUUGAGCAACUAAUUAAGAAAAGGAUAAUACAGAAUAUGAACUAAAGCAAGACUUUCUGUGUAUGCCACAUGACACUCAGAUUUUGGUACGACAAUAAUGUAAAAUUACCAGUAUACCAUUUAUAUAACAUGUUACAUUCACAAGCACAACACUGCUGUGUUAGAAGGGUACAUGGAUCCAUACUCAUGCAGCACUAGACACAUCAUGACACAAAGAAUCUGUAUGCUGAUACAGUUUCAUCAGAAUGUGAACCCUUGUAACACACAUCAAGGCAAGAACAAUGAAGAAAUAUAAUUGUUA
This is a messenger RNA of Scylla paramamosain (green mud crab), 7690 nucleotides long. RefSeq lists its product as uncharacterized. The transcript is spliced from 10 exons. The coding region runs from base 1202 to 3043 and encodes 613 amino acids. The record is from RefSeq and is a predicted model, not a curated record. NCBI's taxonomy places the organism in Eukaryota, Metazoa, Arthropoda, Malacostraca, Decapoda, Portunidae.